This is a messenger RNA of Acanthochromis polyacanthus (spiny chromis), 2826 nucleotides long. It is a transcript of the gene pxdc1b, whose product is annotated as PX domain containing 1b. Lineage: Eukaryota; Metazoa; Chordata; Actinopteri; Pomacentridae. Gene Ontology annotation, molecular function: phosphatidylinositol binding. The coding region runs from base 484 to 1185 and encodes 233 amino acids. The transcript has 5 exons. The record is from RefSeq and is a predicted model, not a curated record.
AACUGUGCCGGGAGAAAAAGCAACUGCUGAUCCAGACAGUGUGAAGUUAAAUGAUUUUGGACACCAGCAGCAAGAGGGAGGGAGCGGGAUUGUACCUUGAGAGGUAUACACAGUAAAAGUGAGGUUUUGGGGACUUUUGUGCGCAUUUUACGCACCUUUGAAGUGGAUGACGGUAGCGUAAACAGCUGUUGGAUCGAUAUCCCCAAAUCAAUUCUUUUUUUUUUGAAGGGGCGUUAUCUUUGACUUCAACGAUUUUUUUUCAAAGUCAUGCCACGUUUGAGAUUACGCCUGUGAUGGGCUGAUCCGCCUCUUGUUUUUACGCUCAGCUGCUGCGAGAGCUCAGAGAGGCGAAAAGUUACCGAAGUUGCCUUUCCUCGUUUGCCUGGUUUCUUCUUCUUCUUCUUCUUCUUCUUUUUAAAUUCUCGGAUCUCUACUCCCAGUCCUCCUGUCCUCCCCAGCAUGCCUGGCUGACGCCUGACAGGAAUGGCAUCGGCUGUGUUUGAAGGGACGUCGCUGGUCAACAUGUUUGUCCGGGACUGCUGGGUGAACGGGAUCCGGAGACUCAUCAUCAGCCAGCGCGGGGAGGAAGAGGAGUUCUUCGAGAUCAGGACUGAGUGGUCCGACAGGAACAUUUUAUACUUGCAUCGGAGUUAUUCGGAUCUGGGGAGGCUGUUUAAAAGACUGCUGGAGUCCUUUCCUGAGGACAGAAGAGACCUCUCCAAGUCUCCAAUGAUAGAAGGACUGGUAAAAAUCAAAGAGGCAAGCGACAUAGAGGAGAAGCUGAACGAGGUGGAAAGACUACUGAAGAACGCCAUCAACAUGCCAUGCAAGUAUUCCAGGUCAGAGGUGAUGUUGACCUUCUUUGAGCGAUCACCGCUGGACCAGGUGUUGAGGAAUGACAAAGUCCACAGAAUCCAGCCAUGUUUUCAGAGUCCAAUCAAGAUAUCAGAGAUCAUGCGGUCCAAUGGAUUCUGUCUGGCCAACACAGAAACCAUUGUAUUUGAUCACAGUAUCCCUGAAGAGAAAGAGAGACCGUCAUCCACUGACUCUGUAGAACAUACGUAUGAGGAUGGAACAGAGUUUUUGCCAAUGGAAGCAGAUGUGUGCGACGAGGAAACAGAAGCGUAUGUCACCAACCUGUCCUACUACCAUCUGGUCCCAUUUGAAACUGACAUCCUGGAAUGAGGACGUAUCUAGCAGAUGCCUGUCGAUGGAAAUCUCUGAGAAAUAUGUACUCUUCAGUGGAACCAAACUAUGCAAUGCUGCACAAAGCUGCUCCGAUUCAAUGCUGCUCUACAGUUAGUGUAGAAUAUCCACCGAAACAUUAGAAGAAGCAGCCACAACAGCAGCACCACUUUGUUUUCAUCCACUUUAUGUGACGUCACCAGUGUGCCUCAUCCUUUUUUCGUCCUGAGACUGACUGUGAAAGGCUUUCAGGUGAUGGAAUACCACCUGUGGGAGCCACAGUGAAGUCCUCUGCAAUGCUCUGAAGCAUGCUGCUUGGCCACUUUAGCGUCUGUGGUUUGUUGUAUGACUGCGAUCGGUGGCGUGAGAACCACACGUGAGCUGAUUUUUGGAAGCAAAUGUAACUUAUUGGCCCAUUUAUUCUUAAUGAAUUGACCAGCACUCUUUCUUUUUUACUGAGUUGGUUUGUCUUUCUUGUUUGUUCACUCAUGGUUUGCUAAGAGAUUUGUGCUACUGCAAAGACAGAGAGCCGCCAUGAAACUUUGUGUAUUUUCCUUGUUUAUGGUGCAGUUAUCACCAGCAUUUAGCAUUUUGCUUGUUUGUGUACCAGCUUAAAACUCAUAGGAUAAGUCCUAUUUUGUUGCUAUGAUAUGCAGUGACGUGCCUGUACUCUAAGAGCAAGUGAAACUAGACUGCGUGGAUUUGAGAUAUUUGUCGACUACUAAGGAUAGAAGACUAGAAACAGAUAUUUCUAUAAGCUGGUGCAAUGAGCAAGAAUUAUGAAACUAAAACGAGCUGCAGUUUGCUAGCAUAAGCUGGAAAAUGAUUCUUCAGGGUGCUUUUGUUUCACUUGGUUCUUUGACUACUGUCAAACUGAAGAACGCAAAAGAAAUAAAGUGUAAUUAUCAUGUUGUCGCGACGCUCUCUUUCCAAAAUGAGAAACUUAAUGCUGGCUAUUUGGAUUUUUUUUUCUUUUUUCAUGAUGUUUUGCCUGAAUAAUACAUUAGAAUGUAAUCAUGUCAGACAUGUGGCUUGUUUGUGUUGGCUCAUUUUAAAUUCAUGAACAAAUAGUUGGAUUAAUGAGGGCAGAGACCGAGUGUUGCCGUUAAGGUGGAAAACCGCAUCAACUCAGUGCUGUUGUUGCCAUCUGACGAUAAAUUGGGGCAAAGAAAGCUUUGUUUAUUGGUCCAAUUGAGGUCAUUUCUAUCCCGUUCUGUAAGAUGACAUGAAUGGGCUCAGGCAGACAGCUGACUACAGUCUCAGUGAAUGUGGGAGUCUGCAGCUCGGCCUGUGAUGGUGAAACAAGACCUCCCUUUAUCUAAGGAAAGACAAACGACCUUGCUAUACUAAAACUUUCUAUAGAAAAGUUGCGUGAAAAUGGCAAACACUCGAUUAAAAUUCAUGCCUUUGUAUGUUUAUAGGUCCUUCCAUCAUGCGGAGGACACUUUUAUUCCUCAAGCUGAGACCAUGAAACUCGGUGGAGCACUGCGUAUGUUUGAAUGCGACUGAAAAGGCUAAAAUGUAUGUUUGUGUAGGCUUGGCUGCCAUUGUUUUGACAAGUUUUGUCACCGCGGGGAGUCACUGUGGCCUUUGAAUGUAGGCUAACAGCUUGCAUCCAGGUUUCUGCCCUUCUAAAUACAA